Amaranthus tricolor (Joseph's coat) is the source of this 3663-nucleotide messenger RNA. Its product is annotated as putative inactive cadmium/zinc-transporting ATPase HMA3. Gene Ontology annotation, cellular component: membrane. Lineage: Eukaryota; Viridiplantae; Streptophyta; Magnoliopsida; Caryophyllales; Amaranthaceae. Bases 223 to 3414 code for a protein of 1063 amino acids. Gene Ontology annotation, biological process: monoatomic cation transport. The record is from RefSeq and is a predicted model, not a curated record. The transcript has 10 exons. Gene Ontology annotation, molecular function: metal ion binding; zinc ion transmembrane transporter activity; ATPase-coupled monoatomic cation transmembrane transporter activity.
AAUCUCAAUUCACAUUUCUUACACCUUUAUUUAUAAUAAUACUCCCAUGAUUUCCUCUCUUUUCUUUGUAUAAAAUGCUUUCCUCUCUUUUGUUUUCCUGGUUUUCCACCUUAUUCCGCAUCGUCUUCAUCUAAACAAAUUUAUUUCAUCAUCUUUAAGUUCUUCCAUUUCUGGCCGGAACAUAAACAUUGGAUUCUGAUUUGGGUUUAAAAGAAAGAAAAAAUGGAUGAAAGUGUGAAGAAUAAUUUAGAGAAGGAAAAGAAAAAGAAGAGUAGUGUAGAGAAAAGCUACUUUGAUGUGUUGGGAUUGUGCUGUUCAUCAGAAGUAGCAUUGAUAGAGAAGAUAUUGAAACCACUUGAAGGAGUAAUUGAAGUAUCAGUAAUUGUUCCUUCCAGGACUGUCAUUGUUCUUCAUGAUACUCUCUCUAUUUCUUCUCACCAAAUUGUGAAGGCACUUAACCAAGCUCGGCUAGAAGCAAAUGUAAGAGUCAUAGGGAAAACAAACAACAGGGGAAGAUGGCCAAGUCCUUAUGUUAUUUCAUCAGGGUUAUUGCUCGCAUUCUCAUUUCUCAAGUACGUAUACCACCCUCUCGAAUGGCUAGCCGUUGCAGCCGUUGCUGUUGGUGUUUGGCCUAUUCUCUUGCGGGGUUCGAUUGCGAUCAGGAAUUUCACUAUCGAUGUCAAUAUUCUUAUGCUUAUAGCAGUGAUAGGCACAAUUGUGUUGAAGGAUUACUUAGAAGCCGGUACUAUUGUUUUUCUUUUCACCAUCGCGGAAUGGCUUGAAUCCAGGGCUAGCCAAAAGGCAACCGCGGUUAUGUCAUCACUUUUGAGCAUGACACCUCAACAGGCGACUCUAGCAGAAACAGGAGAAACCGUAAAUGUCAAAGAUGUUAAAAUAGAUACUUUGGUUGCUGUGAAGGCAGGUGAACUUAUACCAAUUGAUGGUAUUGUGGUAGAAGGAACUUGUGAAGUUGACGAGAAAACAUUAACUGGGGAGUCAUAUCCUGUUCCCAAGCACAAGGAUUCUACUGUAUGGGCAGGAACUGUCAAUGUAAAUGGUUAUGUCAGUGUAAAAACAACUGGUCUUGCUGAGGAUAGUGCUGUAGCAAAACUGGCUAGGUUAGUAGAAGAAGCUCAGAAAAAUCAAUCUAGUGUUCAGAGAUUAAUUGACAAAUGUGCCAAGUAUUAUACACCAGGUGUUAUUUUAAUAUCUGCUGGUAUAGCAGCAGUUGCUGCUGCAAUGAAACUUCAUGACAGAAAACAUUGGUUUUACUUAGCACUAGUAGUUUUAGUCAGUGCUUGCCCUUGCGGGCUUAUUCUCUCGACACCGGUAGCAACUUUUUGUGCACUUUCUAGAGCUGCAACUUCAGGGCUUUUGAUCAAAGGAGGAGACUAUCUUGAAAUCCUCGCUAAAAUCAAGCACAUAGCUUUCGACAAGACUGGAACUUUAACAAGAGGUGAAUUUUCGUUGAAGAACUUCCAAUCACUUUCCGUUGAUGUUACUUCCGCAACUCUACUUUACUGGGUAUCAAGCAUUGAAAGCAAGUCGAGCCAUCCAAUUGCUAGUGUACUUGUUGAUUAUGGAAAAUCUCGAGGUGUUGAGUCAAAGCCGGAAAAUGUGGAAGACUUUCAGAGCUUUCCUGGUGAAGGGGUUUCAGGGAGAAUUAAUGGAAGAUAUAUCUAUAUUGGAAACCAGAAGCUAGGCCAAAGGGCCAACUGUACAGCAGCAACAACUAUUGCCGAAACGGAAGAUCAAAUGAAGGAAGCUCUUACAUGUGGAUAUAUUUACUGCGAUGGAACUAUCAUUGGAAGUUUCAGCCUGACAGACGACUGUCGAUCAGGGGCUGCAGAAGCAAUUAAAGAACUAAAAUCAAUGGGUGUAAGAACUUCUAUGCUUACUGGAGAUAGUCGGUCUACAGCAAUGCGUGCACAUGAGCAGCUCAGACAAGCUUUAGAUGCAGUUCAUGCAGAACUUUUGCCCAAGGACAAAGCCGUUAUUAUAACAAACUACAAGAAAGAGGGGCCCACAGCUAUGGUAGGUGAUGGUGUAAACGAUGCCCCUGCAUUAGCAACUGCAGAUGUUGGUAUCUCAAUGGGAGUUUCAGGUUCAGCACUCGCAACGGAGACGGGGCAUGUGGUUCUCAUGUCAAACGACAUCAGGAAGAUACCGAAAGCUAUUAAACUAGCAAGGAAAACCCGCAGAAAAGUGAUCGAGAACAUAAUAUUCUCUAUCGCUACUAAGGCGGGAGUCCUUGCUUUUGCCUUUGCGGGCCAUCCUCUAAUCUGGCUGGCAGUUCUGGUAGACGUCUUGACAUGCUUGAUUGUAAUUGGAAACAGCAUGCUUUUGCUCGGAGGAUCCGAUCAUUCCCAUGGAAGCAGGAGGUGCUUUGGACUGUUCUCGUCAGGUCAUUCUCACAAGACAAAAUGUUGCUCGAAAACUGCACUGCCUAAAUCAUGCGAGGCAGCUAAAUGUUCUUCUCAGAGUUGCUCGGCUACUCCAUGUCAGAACACAGAGCACAGGCCUUGUAAGACCGUGAAAUGUUCUUCUCAGAGUUGCACAACUACUCCAUGCCGAACAAGUAAAUCCCAUUCAUAUGGGCCCGCUGAUUGUUCGUUACAAAAUUGUCUGACUACUCCAUGUCAGUCGACUAAUCUGAAGUCUUGUUGCUCAACAACUACCUGUCAUACGACAACUCCAGAGUAUUGUCAACCAGUCGAUUGUUCUUCUCCGACCUGCACCACUCCUAGCGGAAGUAAAUACCAUUUCAAAGAUCAAGCAGAGACGCUUACUGAAUCCGAAUCACCAAAAUGUUGUCAGACCGCAAACCAACAUUUCUGUCAUGACACACAUGAGAAUCACUGUGAUGCACAUGAAUGUGCUUCCGAGAGUCAGUUCAAUGAUCCACAUAGCUCGCGUCUUUGUAAAGGGAACGCGCUCUCUAAUGAAGAUCAUUACCUAGACAUUCUCGAAAGUCAAGCUGGCUCGUUUGUUAAACAAGACAAUUCGGAAAUAGAGGAACAUCAUGAUCACUUGGGGGUGAAUCAGCAUUGUCAACAGAAGAGCUCUUGUUGUGAUAAAAAUACCGAUGGGGUCAAAAUGAAAUUUGAGGGUCAAACAAGAGGUGGGCAUCAUUGUAGUCCUGUGAUCAACGAGCUGCAUAACAAGAAUAAUGUGUCGAGGCAUGAACAUUGUCAAAAGUCCGAUGAAAUGCAUCAUGCAGCACAUCACCACCACCAUCAUGUUUUGUCGCACCAAAUGUGUCAUUCGAACGUGGUUGCCCACCAUGUUUGUAACAGUUUGAGAAAAAGGGAAAUCAGGGCAUGCUGCAAGAGCUUCCGGAAGGAGUGUUGCGGUAGUUCACAGGGUCAUAUAGGAGCUGCUUUUGGAGGGCUCACAGAAAUUAUAACUGAAUAGUAAGUAAAUCAGUUUGUAUCAUGUUACAGUGCAUAGGAGGAAAAAAAAAAAAAAACAAAAAAAAAAAAAGAAAGAACCUCUUCUUUUGGGUUUAUUAAGCUAUGAAGUGGAACUUAACCUUAAUUUUCUGUACAAAACAAAGGAUAAUUAAGUUUUGUUUCCCUUUUUAUUUAUUUUUUUUGGUCUAAAUUGAUGGGAAACAAGGUCAACAAUGUGUAUUUGCUAAUGGAAGAUGGAUUUUCAGUGUGA